AUGAGCGAGAGUGACAGGUAUUUAGGUCAUCAAAAAUGCAAGAACACCUAAAAAUUUUAAUUUUUCCGUCUUGUUUAGUGUCGUAACCCUGCCUUCUGCCGAAUUCGAGCUCAUCGAGGAACAGGACGUGGUUUCCAUCGAGUCCUACAUCUUGAACGCCCUGAAAGAAGACUCCUUUGCCCCGCUGAAUCCGAUAAAGAUCCUCAAGACCCAAGAAAUCUCCGAUUUUUCGAUGAGCACCUACUUCGACUCAUCGACCAGCGAAACCAACCAAGAGAAUAUUGGGAAUGAGUUCUUUUACCCCACAGUUCUGAUGAUUUCUACAUUUGGAGCACUGUCUUUUUUGGGCCCAACCAUUCUUGGCCCUUGGAUGGGGAGUUUUUUCCAAAUUUUCGUCGUUUUUGGAAUCUGGGAGUGGCUUCAAUUGUAUGGCGACAACUUUGAUCGACGAAAUGUAUGCUGAAUUUUAUUGGUACAUGAUUUUAGUGAAGCUUCGAAGCUGCACUCUGUAGAAUUUUUGAAAUGAUCCUAUAAUUUUUUGUCAUACAUUUUCAGAAGUUCCACAUGGACGUGGCCAAUGUCCUGGAGACCUCGAAAGCCUUUGAUUUCAAUUUGCCGCCGGAUUUGGAGGGAACAACACCUUGUUGUGGGAGGUUUGUAAAGCCAGAGGAACCCAUCUUGAAAAAGAUUUUCAACGCGAAUUCGGAGCAAGAAAAGUUGGAUAAGGUGAGCGUUUACUGUAUUUAUUAAUUUUUUUGACUUAUUAAGGCUCUAAAAAGCUUUGAUUUUCAGUUCUAUGCUGCUCAUUAUGGUCCGGAGUAUCGGACUGGAAAGAAGGCGAUGAUUGAGAAAAAGCUGAUGGAUGAUAUGAAAAGGAAGAAUCCAGAGAAAUCACCGAGCAAAAUGAAACGAGAAACUCCACUUUGA
This is a messenger RNA of Bursaphelenchus xylophilus (pine wood nematode), 927 nucleotides long. Lineage: Eukaryota; Metazoa; Nematoda; Chromadorea; Rhabditida; Aphelenchoididae. The record is from the annotation of a GenBank genome assembly.